AGCCACCUAGAAGACUGAAAAAAGCCCUAACAAAGUCCCCCGUGUGCUCACCACCAGUAAAGUACCUCUGCAAAAAAGGGAUGACUACCGAGUCCGUCGAAGCCAACCACGGAGCCCCCAGCGAGUUGCUACUAGAGUUCCUCGACAGUGUCAUGUACAGGCGCUUUGACACCGCACUGGUCCUCUGUCGCAAAAUCAUUGAACUCGAACCGGACAACUACCAGGCUCGAGCCUUUUUACCUAUGCUGCAGGAUGCGCACUCGAUGAAAUCGAAGGGCUACUUCAACCCACUGAUGCUCUCUUCCGAUUCAGAGUCCGAGGAAUCUAGUGGGGAUGCUAGGGAGGCUCGAAACGAAAAUAGAGCCGCCUCUUCGUCCUCCUCGUCCUCAGAGGAGUGGGACUACAGCACAACCACCGAGUCGAGUGGGUGUUCAGACAAUGACGAUGGAGAUCUGUAA
Dibothriocephalus latus is the source of this 458-nucleotide messenger RNA. NCBI's taxonomy places the organism in Eukaryota, Metazoa, Platyhelminthes, Cestoda, Diphyllobothriidea, Diphyllobothriidae. The record is from the annotation of a GenBank genome assembly.